CUAAAUGGAAAACUGCUUUUCUUUCAGUAUCAAUCGAACCGUGUCCUACGCAGCCACAAAGCUAAGCAGACGUCGGUAGUGUGGUAUGCUCGACUCGGGUAGAGUAUAUUGACCGCGUUCAAGUUUGAGCUACGCUACUACAAAGUGAACGAGCGGUGAUUGAUCCAUUCGAAGAGAUCGUGUGACGGGCAGUGACGUUGUGUGACACGGUAUACUAGUGCUGUAUUUGAAGUUUUGAGUGCAGUUGAAAAUUGGAUUUUCCGGAAUGCCGAAGCGGAAAAGAAGCCAAUCGCCUAAUUUGGAUUUAUUAGAAGAUGGCUUCGAUGAUGAACUGGAUUCAAAUGACGACAAACCUGGCACUCCGAUCCAGCGAAAUGCAGCCAACGCACGGGAACGAGCCCGGAUGCGAGUGCUCUCCAAGGCAUUCUUCAACCUGAAACGAAACAUCCCGUGGGUACCGGCGGACACCAAACUCUCCAAACUGGACACACUGCGACUAGCUAAAAACUAUAUCAGCUACCUGGCGGCCACUCUGGACGGUCAAUCCGUGGAGGACUUCUCCACCAACCUGGCACAACCGGCCAAAACGGCCUGGCCGUUCAUAUUCCAACCGGUGCAACCGCACGAACCUACUCCCAAAACGAAACUAGCUUCCGCCAGCAAUCACGAAAAGUGGUCCAGCAUCCGCACCAGCGGCGGCAACGGGCCGCCCUCCAACGAAAACAACCAUAUCAAAUCUCAGACUUUCUCGCCUUCGUCGACAAACGCAACAUCUGCGACGACGAUGACGACGACGGCCGCUGGCAGAUCCUUUUCCACGAUCGAAUCACUACCGUUGGGUAUGGAUCGACACCAGCCUCCACAUCUGCAGAGUCACCAGCAUCAGCCGUCGUCGGUAAUACAUGUGUCGUCGCAGCAUAAUAAUCUGCAUUCGCACCAUCAGCUUCAUCAUCAUCACCAUUUGGCAACGGCCGGGACAACCGGGAUGGAUACCAGUAAUCGCAUUCACAGCUUCCAUCAUCAUCACAUGGCUCUGGGCAGUGAUUGAAAGAUUGGUUCUGCUGAAUUUUCUACGCCACACGAUCGUACUUUAGGUUAGAAUUAUGUCAUUAUUUGUUUAAUUUCCACAAUAAAAGUAUUAAUUGAUGUGUAUUAUAAUAUAAAGGUUCAAUGAAACACAU
This is a messenger RNA of Armigeres subalbatus, 1181 nucleotides long. RefSeq names its product neurogenic differentiation factor 1 (gene HLH54F). Gene Ontology annotation, biological process: regulation of transcription by RNA polymerase II; developmental process. NCBI's taxonomy places the organism in Eukaryota, Metazoa, Arthropoda, Insecta, Diptera, Culicidae. The record is from RefSeq and is a predicted model, not a curated record. Gene Ontology annotation, molecular function: protein dimerization activity; DNA-binding transcription factor activity, RNA polymerase II-specific; RNA polymerase II transcription regulatory region sequence-specific DNA binding. The transcript is spliced from 3 exons. The coding region runs from base 266 to 1048 and encodes 260 amino acids.